Molecule: messenger RNA, 1793 nt
Organism: Punica granatum (pomegranate)
Lineage: Eukaryota; Viridiplantae; Streptophyta; Magnoliopsida; Myrtales; Lythraceae
Source: RefSeq, a predicted model, not a curated record
CUGCAAUAUGAAGGCGGUUGCUUAGGAAGUUUCUCUUGCAAAUGCAGUUUUUUGCUUUUAGUUCAGUAUGGCCCCUCUUGGUUGAGUUCGUCCAAAUUGAUCGGUUGGUGAAGCACAUGUAUUGCUAAUAGAUUGCAAGGAGAACAUCAGGCAUCUGCUGCCUUCUUUCCCCUGAUUACUGUCAAAAGGCAAGAAGAAGAAGAAAGAGGAGGGGAGGCAAAAUGGGUGCUGGAAGAUUUCCAAGUCCUAGAGACUCUCCUGGGAAGAGGUCGACACUUCAGCACCUGUUCGAUAUGGACUCGAGGGGCAGCCCGUUGAGAAGCAGUGGCAACAGCAGCAGCCCUCUGAGGAGGCACCAUCAUCAGCCCUCCGCCAACGAAGAGAUACUCUCGAUGAUAUCUGCCUGCUCGGUCACGUUCACGUUCACCGACCCUUCAGAGUCUCCGUCACAGCAGGACCUGAAGCGUCUCAAGCUCACGCAGCUUCUGUACCUGAUAAAGUCCUCCAAGCGGCCCCUAGACGACCAGACGGAUGUGAUACCCCCCCUUGUCUCAAUGCUCAAGUUGAACAUAUUCCGUCCUCUUCCCCCUCCCUCGAACUUCUCAUUCAUUUCCGACUUGCCCGAUGAUGAGGAGCUCGUGUCCACUGCCUCGCCUCUCUGGCCCCACCUCCAGAUCAUCUAUGAUAUUCUCCAAAGGCUGAUCAUGAAGACCAAUCCCAAGACUCUCCGGGACCACGUAGACCGACCCUUCCUCUGCAGCUUCCUUUGCCUGCUCCAGUCUGAGGACCCGAGGGAGCGUGAGAGAUUGAAGAGCAUCUACCACCUCAUAUACUCCAAGUUCACGUCCCACCGUUCCUUCAUGCGGAAGUCGAUGAGUGACGUCCUCCUGAGGUACAUGUACGAGACGGAGAGGCACUGCGGGAUCGGGGAGAUACUGGAGAUAUUGGGGAGCAUCAUCAAUGGGUUCACAGUGCCACUGAAGGAGGAGCACAAGUUGUUCCUGAUCCGUGUCCUCCUCCCACUACACAGGGCCAAGGGGACGAUGAUGUACCACAAGCAGCUAAGCUACUGCGUCUCCCAGUUCGUGCAAAAGGAGCCAGCGCUCGGUGGGGUCGUGGUGAGGGGGAUCCUGAGGUAUUGGCCGAUCACGAACUCACAGAAAGAGGUGUUGAUCAUCGAUGAGUUGGAGGAGCUAGUAGAGAAAAUCGAUCCUGAUCAGUACAGGAAGUUAGCUCUCCCCCUGUGCACAAAGAUCACCAGGUGCUUCAACAGCUUGAACUCUCAGCCCCUUGGUACCAGGUGCUGGAAGUUCUCAGGUCAUUUAUGUGCUCAUCAGGUAGCAGAGCGGGCGCUCUACAUAUGGAACAACGAGCAGCUUGUAAAGAUGGUAUCGGUGGCCAUGGACGAGGUCUUCCCGGUCGUAGUUGAGGGCUUGGAGAAGAACUUGAAGUGGCACUGGAGCCCCAGCGUGAGGCAACUAACCGAGAAUGUCAAGCAGAUGUUCGAGGAGAUGGACCCGGCCCUGUAUGCCAUGUGCGUCCAGGAGAUGGAGCGUUGGGAAGCAAUGGGCCGCAGGGAGGAGGCCAGGAGGAAGGAGAGGUGGGAGAUGAUCGAGUCACUCGCAGCUUCGAGGCAACCGAAUCAUCACCAACCCUUCUUCCAAACUCCCAAGUAUAUAUGCGUGUGAUAUCUGACACGCUACAUACAUACCACAUUGUUUAGAACAAUACAUAUGUGCUAUUCCUCUCCUACGAAAUGGAAGUGUUUCGAAUGGAAUACGGCAAUUUUUGUU